Closterium sp. NIES-67 is the source of this 2141-nucleotide messenger RNA. The record is from the annotation of a GenBank genome assembly. Lineage: Eukaryota; Viridiplantae; Streptophyta; Zygnematophyceae; Desmidiales; Closteriaceae.
CCCUGAGGAUGAUGUUUUCGAGGACAAGGUAGCUAAGUCCAUGUCUCCAAUAGCUCGUUCUUUCUACUCAACGGCGCGCUGUAGUACUGUGUGGGGUCUCUCGGGUGCCUCGAGCCUCUCAAUUGAUGCGCUCCAUGAACAGUACCAGACCCGAGCGAGUGGCGGUACUAGCGACCACAUAUGGAGAGAACGUGUCGCCUUUACAUGUUCGAUGGCCGAUACAUUCGAUUCGAGUUGAAUAGUUUUGGUGCGCUUUAUGCCUCAGCGAAGGAACGGUCGUCAAUGCGUUUACGAGAAAGCUGUUUGCUGCUGGAACCAGGCAGUAUUGUCCACGUGUUACAAAACUGUCUUUAUUCAGUGGUUGCGAAUUCGUGGCUGUUUUCUGAGACCACGAACAACGCCAGAAGCUUCGUGAUCUCUUUGAUUGACGCGGAGUUCGUUUCCACACGGAAUGGGCCUAGCUGGCCGUCACCAUAAAUCUAACCUAUUCAGCCGGCUUGCAGCUGACGCGAGAUGGCUUCAGCACUCCAUCACUUCGCUUCAUGCCUCCAAAGGCCAGCCACAUACUUUUGGUCCCUCGGAGCUCGUCAAAUCACUGACAUGAGAAAGAACCCGAAGCUGGUUUCUUUGGCAGUCAAAUCUGGGCUCGCAGCCACUCUGUCUGCCGUGGUUUGCGCUCUUGAGGAUCCCAUUCCAGACCUGACAGAGAUUGGAAUAUGGGCUGUCGUGACUGUGGACCUGGUGUUCGAAUCCACCGUCGGAUCGUCACUCGGCAAAGGCAUCAACAGAACAGCUGGUACCCUUUUGGCAGCACUUCUUGCGUUGGGUGUCAAUCACGUCACGCCUCACCUUGGCUCUUUGAAACCUCUUUUCUUGGCGAUACUUGUGUUUUGGGGAAGUGUCAUUCCGACAUACUACAGAUACAGACCACCAUUCAAGGAUACGUAAGUUUUUUUCCUUCCAUAUUGAAGGCAAUUACCAUGAUUCGAUGAUCUGACAGUGGCUUGGUGCAGGUGGAGCUAUUCCUUUCUCAUGAUGUCCCUCACCUUCCACAUCUUGAUACUAUCUGGUUACCGCCACGAGGAGAAGUUUUAUCACCCCGUGGCACGGUUGGUGAUGAUCAUUCUGGGCUUCACAUGUGUUGGUGUAGUUCACGUCUUCAUACUGCCUGCAUACUCUGGAGACCUCCUCCACAAUCUUGUGGUCAGUAGACUGAAGUCUGUUGCAGCCGAGCUGAACAGGUGUAGGGACUGCUGUGUUCUGGAGGGCACGUGCACAGACAGUGUCAACGAGGCUUGCAGCAGCAUCUUAUUUUGCCAAGCUGAAGUAGACAAGCACCUUUCGGCUAUUAAAUUUGAGCUACCACAUGGGAAGUUUUUCCAUGGAUACCCCUGGAAGGCGUAUGGUCAAGUUCUGAGCAGCCUUCAGAGUUUAGCUCUUACUGUUAUGACCAUAGAGUCAAGUUCGCUUGCUGCUCUUGAAGGCUCUUCCUCACUGAGGCAGGAUGUGGUGCAAGAGAUGAGGGAUUUCCUGCAUGAGUGUGGAAGAAUUAUUUUGAUGCUGGCUGCAUCCCUGGAGAGCUUCAGCUGGGAAGGGAGACCAUCAAUGACUCUUCUAGAGUCCAUCAAUGACUUGCUGAAGGAGGAGGCUGUAAACCACAUGCAACCGUAUUUGCAUCCCAACACAGCAGCAAAACUUCAACUUCCAGCUGUUUCUUCAUGCUCUUGCGCACGUCAAAGCAUCAUGAGCCCUACUGAAUGGAUUUCGGAUUUGAAGCUGAUGGAUGGUUUACUCUCUCCACGAUUUGACAUUCGCAUGGGAAAUCUGCGGCAGGCCAGGGAUGUUGACUCUCCCGAAACUUUUUGUUGUCCGACAGCUGCAUGCACUUCAGCCGUGGAUUAUGAUGACUAUGCUUCAGCUGCUCUUCCUUUCCUACGAGCUCUGCUGAAUGUGCUCGAAGUCUUGCCCAGACUUUUCCACUUGAUUGAUGCAGUUGAGGUUGUGGCUAGUAGGGGGAGGUUUCGUCCAGCCGAGAAGAAGGAAGGUGCUGUUUUUUUAAUAUAAUAUUGUAUACACAUGGCUUCGCAUAAGCUUGACUUCAUGUCAGAUUAUGUAAAACACACGUGUUUCUCUAACAACAG